AUGGUUUCUACUAAACAAUUUUUGGUAACCGCAGCUUUCAUGCUGUCAUACUUUGCCUCAUUUGCCUUCGGUCAAUCUUUCGAAGGUAACACUGUCCUAAAUGGUUUAACUAUUUUCAUUCUACCAGUUAAGAUCGCUUCUGGCGCUAACUUGGUUAUCAAGUCCGGUCUAAUUCACAAUUUCUUCAACACCAUCACUAACAGAGGUGGUCUAUACAUCUGUGAAACUAAAUCUUCUAACAUUGGUAUGACUAUUAUUUCUAUUGACAACGUUUUCAACUACGGUACUUACGUUAUUGAUGACUCCCUUGCUUCCACUGGUUUGAUCUACGAAAACUUCGGUAACGAAUUCUUCAACUCCGGUGAAAUGUACUUAGUUUCCAAGAAGCCAUUGAUCACUGGUUCUGACUACAGAAUCUGGGCUAUUACCUUCCACAACGAAGGUCUAUUGGCUUUCUACAACAAGGGUACUUCCAACUUCUUAACCAACGUCCACUUAGGUCCAAAUCUAUACUUAGAUCUAUGGCACAUCUGGAACGACGGUACCAUCUGUCUACAAGGUGUUAACUUACACGCUAGAGUCGCCUUUGAAGGUGAAGAAGGUUGUAUCGACGUCGGUGAAUAUGCUACUUUCACUGUUAACAACAUCAUUACCAGAUCUGUUAAGUCUCAAACUGUUUACAUGUCUUCUGAAACUUCCAUCGUUUACGUUAAGUCUCUACUAGGUUUAACUUCUCUAACUGUCAGAGGUUUCGGUAACACUAACGCUAUCUACUUCCAACUACCAGUUCUUUACUACACCUAUAACACUGCUUCCGGUAUCUUAACUGUUAUUGACGGUUUAGACUUGAUCAGAAUUGACAUUGGUGCUGGUUACGAUAUGUCUCAAAUGUUCAGAAUUACUCACCACAUCUGGAUUGGUGCCGGUGUUGUCUACAACGGUGACGUCCCAGACACUUCCAGACCAUCUAACUGUGCUGAAUGUACUGAAGCUCCAAGUUGUGACGAUGCUCUAAACGGUAAGUCUUCUGUUACUACUGCUUCUAACACUUACACUAACACUGAUCUACCAUCUCCAUACACCACCACUGUCUCUGCUUCCGGUACCACUGAAACUCAAUUGAUUUCUUUCUACUGGACCACCGAUGCUAAUGGUUCUACUUACAUUGUUGAAACUGUCUACACUCUAACUGGUUCUGCUGCUUCUUCUCUAGACGCUGAAUCUAAGACUGUUUCUGCUGCUUCUUCUGUCGAAUCUUCCGUUGCUGCUUCUUCUGCUGCUUCUUCUGUUGAAUCUUCUUCCGUUGCUGCUUCUUCUGCUGCUUCUUCUGUUGAAUCUUCUGUUGCUUCCUCUGCUGCUUCCUCUUCUGCUUCCUCUUCUGCUUCUGGUUCUCUAUCUUACUACACCACCACCAAGUCUGAUGCUACUACCACUGAAACUCUAGUCAUCUCUGACUACACCACCACUGAUAACAACGGUAACACCAUUACUAUGGAAUCUACCUACACUAUCACUGCUUCUCAAGCUCCAUUGACCACCUACACUACCACUGUUGUUGUUGAUGGUACCACUUCUGUCUACGUUGUCUGUGACUACACUACCACCGACGCUAACGGUAACACUGUCACUCUAGUUUCUUCUUACCCAUGUAUCACUGAUGGUACUGCUACCACUUACACUAGAACUAUCACUGCUGAAAUCUGUACUUCCACUGUUGUUGUUUGUACUUGUACUUCUACCAAGUCUAACGGUGAAACCGUUUCCACUUUGACUACCUACCCAGCUACCUACACUCCAACUGACAUGUCUGGUGACUCUUACACCACCACUGUCGUUGUUGGCGGUACUGUCACUGAAGUUGUUGAAUGUGACUACUUGACCACUGACUCUGCCGGUAACACUUACACUGCUCACUCUACUGUCACUGAAACUUCUUUGACUACUACCACUGAAACUGUUUGUGAAACCUGUACUGCUACUGCUACUGCUGCUGCUGCCAAGGACACUGAUUCCACCACUACUGUUACCAACACUUCUGUUGCUACCAAGACUGCUUCCCCAGUUGUCUCUCAAGCUGCUAAGGCUACUUCUUCUGCUGCCAUUGCCUCUUACGAAGGUGCUGCUGCUAACCUAGCUAUUGGUGGUUCUUGGAUCGCCAUGAUCUCUGCUUUCGUCUUCUUAUUAUAA
Maudiozyma saulgeensis is the source of this 2187-nucleotide messenger RNA. NCBI's taxonomy places the organism in Eukaryota, Fungi, Ascomycota, Saccharomycetes, Saccharomycetales, Saccharomycetaceae. The record is from the annotation of a GenBank genome assembly.